AUGGCACCAGAUGAAGACAAAGAUGCUGUGAAGAAACUUAUGAGCUGGACACAAAAAUUCAGAAAAGACAAGGGCUAUCUCUUUUAUACUCCAAUAUCACUGCAACAAGCAAUCACAACCGCUGACCAGCCAGCUACUGGGCCAGUUUGGGCCAGUAGGACAAUCCUGCCAGCUCCGAAGGAUGAUUGUAUCAUCACUGCUAUCACUGAGGCAAUUUAUGAUCUUGAUGAUGGCUCUUGCGCAGACUUAGUUGCUACAUUAGCUGAUGUCCAGGUACAGUGGAGCGGGUUUCGAUCCGGAGUUGGUAGACACGAGAAAGAGCCAACCAUUAGUGAGGAGGACAAGUACAAAGGUCUCAUGAAAGAUACACGGUCCAAAACAACCAUUAUAUACGCUCAUGGGGGGCUCAACUACUCUGGAGGACCAGCUUCUGUACGUGCAGUUACAUCAACUCUAGCAAAACUUACCAAAGGCCGCUGUCUUGUUCUUGAACAACGACUGGCCCCUCAGGACCCUUUCCCUGCACCUUUAAUCGACCUUUUGGUAGCAUACCUAUCACUUCUCUACCCACCCGAGGAUGCUUUUCACGAAGCAACCACGCCUGAGAAUAUUGUCAUCGCUGGAGAAAGCAGCGGAGGUAACCUAUGUCUCAGUUUUCUCCUUUUGCUUCAACAUUUCCAACAGAGGAAAACCCGCAUCAACUUCCAUGGCAAUUGUGUGUCGAUCCCAUAUCCUGCAGGUUUUGCGACUUUCUGUGCUCAAGGUGAUGCCACGAUGUCUUUUCCAUCAUACGCGCGGAAUAAAAACUACGAUAUAAUAGACGACGUUCAUCCAACACUCAGCGAUAUUAUAACGCCGGAUUCCAUCUGGCCUAGUACGCCUCCGAGAUCGCAUAUUUACUCCCCUACGACGAACCUAAUAACACAUCCUUUGGUCAGCCCAGUCUCCUCCAAGUCAUGGCCUUCCAUCAAGCCACCGCCGAUGUUUUUUGCCUAUGGCCAAGAGCGUAUGCUUGACGAAGGUAGGUUCAUGGCCAAGCAAGCUUUCAAAGCUGGUGCUUCAGUACAACUUCACCAAUAUAACGCACUUCCUCAUAUCUUUGCCUUUAUCGCACAAAUACCUCAGACAGCUCACCUUUUCACUCAAUGGGCGCAGUUCUGUCGAAUGUGUGUUGAAGAGCCCCAAAAGAUAGAUUCCAGUCGAUAUUAUAUUCACGAACCUGUGGCGGGUCCGCCUGGUUUCAAGACUAUUCCUCGCGAUGUUGGUGACGGGAAGGAAUUCACGGAUUUGGAGUAUGAAGAGGUUCUCAAAUUGAUGGAUGGAAAUAAAAAGAAGAUGAAGGUUUGGAACGGACCGAAAACGAAGUCAUCAUUGUAA
Botrytis fragariae is the source of this 1377-nucleotide messenger RNA. Its product is annotated as putative lipase esterase protein. Gene Ontology annotation, molecular function: hydrolase activity. The coding region runs from base 1 to 1377 and encodes 458 amino acids. NCBI's taxonomy places the organism in Eukaryota, Fungi, Ascomycota, Leotiomycetes, Helotiales, Sclerotiniaceae. The record is from RefSeq and is a predicted model, not a curated record. The transcript is spliced from 3 exons.